AUGGCUCUCCUAGAGCCUGCCCGAAAGGAGAACAAUGUCCUGGAUGACCCUCUAGAGGGAAUGCCAGAAGAGGAAGAGUCUAAGGACCCCGGUGUCUCCAGUACCUCCAACCUUAAUGAGAAAGGGGAGGGGUUAAGAAUGCAAGUAUAUUCCGUAUCCGAGAAAGAUGAGAAGGCCAACAAAGAGAAUGAAGACUCCAAGGGAGACUCAAAGGCUGAAGAAGCUAAGGCCGAUGAGUUGGAGUGGGAGAAAUUCUCAGAUGUACCACAGACCAAAGAUAAGGCUGAAGAAGAGUCUGCCGAAGUGGGCAGAGCUACUGAAGAAGCAGAAGACUCUGAAACUGAAGCCAAACCUGAGCUAAAACCUGAGGAGUCCAUUAGACACUGUCUGCUAGAUACUCGUUGUACCACAAGGAGGUUCCUACCUACAAAGUCAAAAGUGUUUAUUGCCUUGUCGAGCUUUCCCGGUGCAGGAAAUACAUGGGUGAGACAUCUUAUAGAGCAUGCCACAGGAUACUACACUGGAAGCUACUACUUUGAUGGGACCUUGUACAAUAAAGGCUUUAAAGGCGAAAAAGAUCACUGGAGGAGCGGCCGGACAAUAUGUGUAAAGACUCAUGAAAGUGGCAAGAGAGAGAUUGAAAUGUAUGAUUCCUCCAUUCUACUGAUUCGAAACCCUUACAAAGCCUUGAUGGCAGAGUUUAAUAGGAAGUGUGCGGGUCACCUAGGAUAUGCAACAGAGACGCACUGGAAAAGUAAAGAAUGGCCAGAAUUUGUUAACAGCUAUGCAUCAUGGUGGGCUUCACAUGCCCUAGAUUGGCUUCAGUAUGGAAAGAAACUUCUUGUUGUUCACUAUGAAGACUUAAAGAAAGAGCUUAUUGGAAAUCUUAAUGAAAUGGUGUCCUUUCUUGGUGUCCUAGUAAACCAGGAUCGUCUCCUUUGUGUAGAGAACAACAAAGAUGGGAAUUUUAAGCGAAUAGGAUCCAACCAGACAGUUGUGGAUCCAUUCACACAAGAAAUGAAGAACACAAUAGAUGGAUAUAUCAGGACGGUAGAUAAAGCACUUAAAGCCAGAAACUUUACAGGCUUACCAGAGGAAUAUAUGCCGAGAUGAUAUCGGGAAAACAAGCAGUCUUUUGAGUUUGUAAGACUUUAUACACUACUGACAACUGCAGAAUCUCUCCACUGUCCUAUGUGCUUCUAAGAAGCUUCAUGUUGAAAUAGAAACAAAGUAAAGAAUAGUACAGAGCUGGCUGUAAACCAAGGCUGAAGCUAUUAACAUCUUUCUAUGUCUGUUCCUCCACUGUAAUGAUGACUGGGAGAUGUACACUUGUACAAUGUGUUUUCUGGACCUGGCUCCUUUGUUGAUGUGUGCUGCCUUUUAGCAAUAUUUUUUCAGGAAUAGUUUCAAAUGUUGCAGAGCCAGAACCUGCAACUGUCAGAAUUUCCUUCUGUAAAAAAAUAAAAAAAUAAAAAUAAAGGUUGGG
Molecule: messenger RNA, 1486 nt
Organism: Bufo gargarizans (Asiatic toad)
Lineage: Eukaryota; Metazoa; Chordata; Amphibia; Anura; Bufonidae
Product: WSC domain-containing protein 1-like
Exons: 4
Coding region: 1-1113 (370 amino acids)
Molecular function (GO): sulfotransferase activity
Source: RefSeq, a predicted model, not a curated record